Messenger RNA from Carassius gibelio (silver crucian carp), 8584 nucleotides. RefSeq names its product ubiquitin protein ligase E3 component n-recognin 3 (gene ubr3). The coding region runs from base 105 to 5672 and encodes 1855 amino acids. The record is from RefSeq and is a predicted model, not a curated record. Gene Ontology annotation, molecular function: zinc ion binding; ubiquitin protein ligase activity. Gene Ontology annotation, biological process: ubiquitin-dependent protein catabolic process via the N-end rule pathway; protein ubiquitination. Gene Ontology annotation, cellular component: cytoplasm; ubiquitin ligase complex. NCBI's taxonomy places the organism in Eukaryota, Metazoa, Chordata, Actinopteri, Cypriniformes, Cyprinidae. The transcript has 39 exons.
CGCGAGACUCGCAAGAGGGACGUAGCAACAAGACCUCGCGAGAAGCGCCGCGAUCCCAGCAACGAGACAACCAAAAUAAAGUGAUCACAACAAACCCGUAGCGCAUGAUGGCGGCUUCGCUGCUGCGCCGGGACAAGAGAUCUACCGCCGCCCACUUGAAGGCAGACCUGAAGAGGACUGACAACAGCUCAGGGCUGCGGCAGCUGCGGGAGCUGCUGGAUAACGUGCUGCACCCGGAACGGGGCUCGGAGCCGGAGGCGCUGGAGUGGUGUAAAUCGCUUUUGGCAGGAGGAGACGGCUUCGACGAGUUCUGCCGGACCGUCCGAUCCUACGAUAACGCCACCCUGUGCGGGCUGGUGUGGACCGCCAACUUCGUGGCGUACCGCUGCCGGACCUGCGGCAUCUCGCCGUGCAUGUCGUUAUGCGCGGAGUGCUUCAAUAACGGCGACCACACGGGCCACGAUUUUAACAUGUUCCGGAGUCAGGCCGGCGGGGCCUGUGACUGCGGGGACGGGAACGUGAUGAGAGAGAGCGGGUUUUGUAGUAGGCAUCGGUUACAAACAGGAGAGAAUGUGCCAUCGGUCCCUCUGGAUCUGCUGCUCAUGUCUGAGAUGGUGCUGCCACGGUUUAUCAUCUCUAUUAUUCAGUACCUGAGAGACGGCUACACAGAGCCAGAGUCGGCCGCUGACAGAGAUCUGCAGAAGGUUCUUCAGCAGUUAGACCUGCACAUAUCCUUCUUAGAAGAGCUCACCAAGAUGGGCGGAGCCAUGCGCACCGUUCUCACCAAGAUCUUAACCAAUCAGCAGAUCUUUAAAGAACUGAGCAUGGGUCAAGAGGAGAGUGUUUAUGCGAAGAGCAACUAUGAGAAGUAUCUGUCAGCAUUGAAGAGUUCAGGUCUGGUGUCAGUGGAGGAGAAAGGAGCCGGAGCUGGGGCAUCAGACACCCCAGCUGGGGCAGGAGCGCUCGGUCUACUGGGAGCUGCUGCCAGUCUGGAGGACUCUAGCAAAGAGGAGGAUCAGGAUGGACUGCAGGGUGUGGGCCAGAGGAAAAGAGUAAAGCUCAGUAGCAGUUCCAAAGAUCCAUCCAUAAUGGACACCCUGAAACAUAAAUGUUUUUUAGAAGAGUUAUUGUUUUGGACUAUUAAGUAUGAAUUUCCACAGAAGAUGGUCACCUUUUUGCUCAACAUGUUGCCAGAUCAGGAUUACAAGAUCACUUUCACUAAAACCUUUGUACAGCACUAUGCCUUCAUCAUGAAGACCCUCAUGAAGAGUCAUGAGUCGGACACCAUGUCCAACCGCAUCGUUCACAUCAGCGUGCAGCUCUUCAGUAACGAGGAGCUGGCCCGACACGUCACAGAGGAGUGCCAGUUACUGGACAUCAUGGUCACCGUGCUCCUCUACAUGAUGGAGAGCUGCCUCAUCAAGAGCCAACUGCAAGAUGAGGAGAACAAUCGUCACGUGGUGGUGAACUGUGGUGAAGCUCUACUGAAGAAUAACACCUACUGGCCUUUAGUUAGUGAUUUUAUUAAUAUCCUCUCGCACCAAAGUGUGGCCAAGCGCUUCCUGGAGGAUCAUUCUCUGCUGCUGCUCUGGAUGAGUUUCGUCUCCUUCUUCCAAGGAAUGAAUCUUAAUAAGAGAGAGCUGAGUGAGCACGUGGAGUUCGAGUCUCAGACGUAUUAUGCGGCGUUUGCAGCCGAGCUGGAGGCCUGUGCUCAGCCCAUGUGGGGUCUCCUGACACACUGCAAAGUCAAAGAGACCCACGAGUACACGAGGACAGUGGUGCGCUACUGUCUGGAAACCCUUCAGAUGUGGUUUGAUGCCAUUGGGUUUGUAGAUGAGCCUGCUCUCCACCAGCUGACCUUUCAUUUACCUCUUCAUAGAUACUAUGCCAUGUUCCUCAGCAAGGGAGUGAAGUGUCAAGGUCUGGAUUUGGACAGUUUGCUUCCUGAUCAGGAGAUGCUUAUGAAAAUCAUGGUUCACCCUCUUCAGAUACAGGCUAGCCUGUCUGAGAUCCACAGUAACAUGUGGGUGAGAAACGGGCUGCAGAUUAAAGGUCAGGCCAUGACUUAUGUCCAGUCUCACUUCUGUAACUCCAUGAUUGACCCGGACAUCUACCUCCUGCAGGUGUGUGCAUCUAGAUUGGAUCCAGAUUACUUCAUUUCCUCAGUGUUUGAGAGGUUCAAGGUGGUGGACUUGCUGACGAUGGCGUCUCAGCAUCAGAACGCAGUGCUGGACUCGGAGCAGGAGAGACCCAUGCUGGAGGGAGCGCUCACCUUCCUGGUCAUCCUCAGCAGUCUCAGAGUACACUUAGGGAUGUCUGAUGAUGAGAUUUUGAGAGCGGAGAUUGUGUCACAGUUGUGUAUGAAUGAUCGUACCCACAGUUCCCUGCUGGAUCUUAUCCCGGAGAACCCCAACCCUAAGAGCGGUGUGGUGCCGGGCAGCUGUAGUUUUGAGGAGAUGCUGGCUGCUGUAGCUGAUUUCAAAGCCCCGGUGUUUGAGCCGGGAGGAUCCAUGCAGCAGGGCAUGUACACGCCCAAAGCGGAGGUCUGGGAGAAAGAGUUUGACCCUAUAAUGGUGAUUCUACGCACAGUGUACCGCAGAGACGUGCAGUCGGCCAUGGAUCGAUACGGAGCAUUUUUGAAACAGUCAGGCGUUCAUACGGGGAACCCCUGGCCGCCCUAUAAAGAGAGGACCCCUCUGCACCCCUGCUAUAAAGGACUGGUGCGCCUCCUGCACUGCAAAACCCUUCAUAUCGUCAUCUUUACACUGCUUUACAAGAUCUGGAUGGAUCAUCAGAACAUGUCUGAACAUGUGUUGUGUAUGGUGCUCUACCUGAUAGAACUUGGACUUGAUAAUCCGGUCCAGGACAAUCAAGUGGAAGAAGAGCCCUGUAUUGAGGAGCACUGCCAUGACAGCUGGUUCCCAGGCACCAGUCUGCUGUCUAACCUCCAUCACGUCAUCAACUUUGUGCGUGUUCGAGUGCCAGAGACAGCACCUGAGGUGGAGAGAAAGAGAGCGAGGGAGAGAGAACGAGAGACUCCAGCCAGCACCAGCUCUGAGAGCAGCAGCUUCGGACAGAACCUGCGUGAAGCUCAAGUGUUCAGUCUAGUGGCGGAGCGCAGAAGGAAGUUCCAGGAGAUCAUAAACCGCAGUAACCACGAGGCCAGUCAGGCGGUGCGGCCCAAGUCCUCGUCCUCUCGCUGGCUGCCGCCCGGCUCGCCUCCGCAGCUGGUGACCGAGAUCCUGGAGAUCGGUGAGAGCAUGCUGUCUCUCCUGGUCAAGCUGCACCAGAAACUGUCUGGCAAGCAGAACUCUCUGUCUCUGAGCUGGCUGGCCGAGGUGGAUCCAGCCCAUCACGCGCACGGAGAUGGGUUAACAGCCAUCGAGAGAGUCUUGGCCAAAGCUGCCGCCCGUAGCCGGCACAGCAAGAGGUGCCUACAGGAAAUCUGUGGGCAAGUGUGUCCACCCAUACCGCUCAAGAAGAACAGUCCCGGAGAUAAGAAGAGUAUGGACAAGGAAGAGAGGCGUCAAAGGGCUAGAGAGAGACAGCAGAAGCUGCUGGCGGAGUUUGCCUCCAGGCAGAAGAGCUUCAUGGAGACUGCCAUGGAUGUCGAGUCACCUGAAACCGAUUCAGUGAUGGACAUGGGCUCGGCAGAAGCUCUGGACUCAGAGGUUCUCUAUGACUGUGUGAUCUGUGGCCAGAGCGGUCCGUCUACUGAAGACAGACCCACAGGACUGGUGGUACUGCUGCAGGCAUCUUCAGUGUUGGGGCACCGUUGCCGAAGUGACACACCCAAGCGAUUGCCUACUACGGAUGAGGAACAUAUCUCCCCCGAGGACACGUGUGGAGCGACCCAUGAUGUUAGGCUGUCCCUUAUGCAACGCUACUUUAAAGAUAGUUCCUGUCUGCAGUCUGUGUCUAUAGGCUGGGUCGGGGGGGUGUAUGUGCAGACGUGCGGUCACACUCUGCAUAUAGACUGUCAUAAGUCCUACAUGGAGUCCUUACGGAACGAUCAGGUCCUUCAGGGGUUUUCUGUGGAUAAAGGCGAGUUCACCUGUCCGCUGUGUCGUCAGUUCGCCAACAGUGUUUUGCCCUGUCGUCCUGGCCGGGGGAUGGAGACGGGCGCCUGGCACACUCCCAGUAACAAGAGCAUGUCCACACUGGUGAAGGAAGUGGAGGACCUUCAGGAGCAGCUGGGCAUUUUCCCAGUAAGCGCCAGCCUAAAGCAGAGAGAUCCCAUACUGGCCGAGUCAAAUCUGAGUAAAGAGAUGGAAUCUGUUAUAAAGGACAUUAAAAACACCACACAGAAAAAAUACAUGGAUUAUGGGAAGAACCCAGGGUCACCUGACAAUGACUUCCUGUUCAUGUACUCCGUGGCCAGGACAAAUCUGGAGUUAGAGUUGGUUCAUCGUGGGGGGAAUCUGUGCAGUGGAGGGGCCAGUGCUGCUGCCAAACGCUCCUGUCUUAAUCAACUGUUUCAUGUGCUGGCCAUGCACAUGCGUCUCUACAGUAUAGAUUCAGCUUACAACCCCUGGACCAGACUCACACAGAGCACGCAGAGCAGAGACAAUGAGUACUGUGGUGAUGAACGUCCUGAGGUGCCCAUGCUCUUCAGAGACGUCCCUUCCCUCCUCAUCAUCUUCAUCCUUACCAUGCCUCAGCCUUUACGUAAAGAGCACUUCACGUGUGUGGUGAAGGUGUUGUACAGUCUGCAGUACACACAGGCUCUGGCCGCUCUGUCGGUCCGGUUCAGCCCUGAGGAGAGACUCGUCUGGAGCAACACUGGAGCUGCCAAGAAGGUGCUGCAGAACACGCCAAACUCUGACAAAUCAUGGGAGUCACUCCUGGGUCACGUGAUCUCUGAGCUGACGAAGGCCAAAGAUGUGUAUGGCACCAACUCUGAGGAAACCCUUGUGUUGAGCUCCAGUGUGUGGUCUCCCCAGUCCAUCGAGUUCAGCCUACAGCAGUUCUGUCUGCCCUUCCUGAGACUGUCCUGUUUACUGCAGCACCACCUGUAUGGAGACAGCUUACCCGGCUGCCUGGUGGAGGAGGAGUUCUCUCUGCUGGCCGGGUGUCUGGGUUUGGCUGGUUCUGCUCAGUCCAGUGCUGCGUGUCUGGAGUGGAACAUCAGUGCUUUCGAUCUGAUCAGUCAGUGGUGUUCAGAAGUCAUCGCUCUGUCUGAUACUCCCUCCCAGCAGUCUGUGUCUCUAUUAGGUCAGGAUCCGCAGUGGGCCGCCCCUCGCCUCCUGCACCUGCCAGACAAUUACAACACCAUCUUCCAGUUCUACCACAGGAAAUCCUGCACCAGCUGCGGCAAGACCCCCAAAGACCCCGCGCUGUGCCUGGUGUGCGGUGCGUUCGUCUGUCUGAAGGGGCACUGCUGUAAACAACAGGGCGUCUGUGAGUGUGUGCUGCACUCUCAGCACUGCGGAGCAGCGACCGGUAUCUUCCUCCUGAUCAAUGCCUCGGUCAUCAUUAUCAUCCGAGGCCAUCGCUUCUGUCUGUGGGGGUCUGUGUAUCUGGACGCUCAUGGAGAGGAGGACAGAGACCUACGUCGAGGAAAGCCUCUGUAUUUAUGUGAGGAGAGAUACCGCGUUCUGGAGCAGCAGUGGGUCUCGCACACCUUCGACCACAUCAACAAGCGCUGGGGUCCCCAUUACAAUGGACUUUAAAAGUACAGCCCUCAUCCUGGAGAGGACAGGUCACAUGAUGUCAGUGCCAGCCUCUGUGUCGUGUAAUAUAAAGAAAACCUGCUUUGAGUUGGCCACCGCCUGGGUUCAUGUGAGGUUUAGUGUACAAUCAACCCUACAGACUAACAGUGUGUGUGUGUGAGUGUGUUUUAAAAGUGAUUUUUUUGUGUGUGUGGAUUUAUAGGGGGAGAAUUUAGUUUUGUUCCAGCAAACUCAAAGUGAAAGCACACUGAGUGAAUCUGUGUCUAGUCUGUUGGACGCACAAGUGGAAUAAUACUCCCGUGCUGUAAUGUUUGGAAAACUGAAAUAGUUUUGAGGAGAGAGACUCUUGGAGGGAAAAAGAACAAAACCAUUUUGACAAAUAUUAAACAAAUUAUGUAUAGACAUCAAAAUUAAUAUCAGAAGCUUGAAUGCUAAAGGUACCAGGACUCUACAUAUCCCCCCAUGACCCCAUGACCCCAUCGUGCUUUUUGAGUUGAAACACAUCUCAUAGGACUGACUGUGGGUUCGAAAGCAGGGUAUGAGACGAAAUAUGAGCCAAUUAGAGCUAAAGUGAGAUUUCUCUCUGACUCUGUGUAGUUGCUGUCAUCCUCAGGAAUAUUAUUAAUAUUUUUUAUUAUUUUUUUAUUUUUUGCUUGUAGUCUCGGAUAAGAUUUUAAUAUUUAAGAAGUGCUGCUAUUCAUUGUUUGAAUAAAGUAAAUUAUACCUUUGUAAAAAAAAAUAUAUAUAUAUAUAUUUUUUACAAUAUUCAUCUUUUUGUUUUCCUAAUGAAGGCUCUGUUUUUGAUGGUGCUGGUUGGUCCGUUUAGUUUAUUAUUAAAAUAUUCCCCUGCAAUCUUGUAGCACAUUAUAUUUAAUGGCCAGAGACAGAGCUAGUCUUUAUGUAAUGAUCUGUGGCCCUUUCCCUGAGAUAAAUGUCAGAUAAAAAAAUAUAAAACCUAAAUAUAUAUAUUAUAUAUAUAUAUAUAUAUUAUUAUUAUUUUUUUUUUUUUUUUUUUUUUGCAUUAAGAAAAUGAAGUUGAUAUUUGAAUAAAGAUUAUUUGUAUCAUUUUCCCGACUACGACAAUUUGCCCCAAAUUCUUAUUACUGCAAACCAUCUUAAUGUGUUUUUCCCCUCAAUAUAUAUAUUUAUUGUCUGGAAAAUAAUGCAAUACAAUUAUGGUUCUAAAAAUCUGCUUCCUGCUUUCUUUUUUUUAUUGCAAAAUAUAAUUUAAUUCAUUUUUCUGGUUAAGGGUGAAAUGGUGAUCUAUGAAUAUUGAUAGAUUUCCUGAGAUUAGCCAAACUAAUCUUGCCACACACCCACCAAGUCAGCUGUCACUCAAAGUUUUGAUUGUCUUUCCCAUAUCCUAAUUAAAUGAUAAUUCCUGGACUGUUGUCUGAUGGUCCAUAGGGAGCAGUGUUUGCCAUUACACUGAGCUCUGGUUCAGAGAGUCACAUCAUACAGAUUCUCAGAGCCAUUUGAUGGCUGUUCUGUUGGUAGCAAUUGGCUGCCAGAGUCCCAUUUCUCCUCCUCUUAUAUUUUGUUCCAGGUAGUGAAGUUUUCUUUUGUUUAAAGACAUUAUUAUUUGUGUUGUUGUGGUAUUGUGAUGCACACACCAUUCAAUAUUUCAAAUUCCUGAUCUAAAGUGUUCCUUAGAAAAGGGUUGUCACUUUGUUCUACAGCUUUGUACUCGGCCAGAUUGUGUAUAGACCAUUUAUGCAAUAGAAUCAGACCAAAAAUGGAAAAGAAAAUAUCUGUUUUAAUGUGAUCAAAAAGUCAAUAUAAAAAAAGAGUGGGGGAAAAAACUUUACAAUAAAAGUACUUUACACAUAUAGGCAUUUAGCAAAGGCUAGUUUUCCAGUCCGAUAAGUGUGGUGUUCCUCAAAGCUCUGUCCUCGGACCAUCAUUGAUUGUGUAAUCUGUAACUGUGGAGAGGGCAUUAUGUAUACACAAGUUAAUUAUUUGAAAAUGCAUUAAACUGGAUCACAUCAAACUGAAUAUUGGCACACAAUUACUUUAUGUAAUGCAGGUCCUAUUUUAUCAAGUGGGUUAAUUUUAGUACUCCCUCUUUUCAUCAUUGUCCCCUUAAAAAUGAAGAUCAAGCCUCACUUUAACAUAAAAUGACCCCAGUGUAAAACUUACGUGACCACAGUGAGAGUUCUUGUAUGUAUGUAUGUAUGUAUGUAUGUAUGUGUAUACACAUAUAUAUAUAUAUAUAUAUAUAUAUAUAUAUAUAUAUAUAUAUAUAUUUGUCCCAUCAUAUUUGUUGUAUAUAGAACUUUAAUACACAAAUUUAGUUGCAGUUUGCAGUUCAUUUUCCCAUUUGAUGUUUGUAUGUCUAUUUUGGUUGUGCGUUAUGAUCAAAAUAAUGGAAUCAGUCUAGCCAUUGUAAUACUUAAUAUUGAGUGAUAUUAUAAGUGACAUGCAACAUCCAGCUAUAUUUAGGGCAUUUUGCCUUUUGUUUGUUUCUUACUGAAGACAUACACGCACCAACAACACACACAUAUAUACACAUUCAGACAUUUAAGCACUGAUAAAAAAAAAAAAAAAAAAACGUUUGAUUGGUAAGUAUUGAUUAUCAUUGCCGUAGUAAUGCUAUGCUGGAGGGAGGGUGGUUUCAGUGCAUUUGAAGUUUGCUUCUUUUUUUUUUAUUUUGUUUUGAUUUCUUGCAUGCUGCUGUUUUCUUUUCUUUUCUUUUUUCUCUUUCCCCACUCUGUAUAGACCGACAGUUGUGCUUUGUGUGAUGGGUAGAUAAUGCUGGUGUGUUCUCUGGCGGUGAAUGCUGGUCAGGCAGGCAGUAAUACAGUACAUUACUGUAGGUGCUGAUUCAGACUUUGUCAUCUCAGAAAGGGUGACUUUUAAUGACAUUUAAUGCAAAAUGUAACAUAUGUGAAUAAAAUACACCGAUGCUCUGA